UUGCCUCAAGUACACUUUAAAAUGCGGUGCUUUUCAAAAAGUCUCAAGAAAUUUCCAUUUUUGGUUUGCGCGGUUCUCUGCUUCAUGUCAUCUCCCGCUUCUGCGGGUAACUAUUUAAUUUUGUCGCCCUUCGGAUCGCGUUCAGUGCGCGGUGUGUUCAACACGUUGAGCGAAGGUCUCCUCAGUAAAGGCCAUAACGUGACGUUCGUUUCUUCUGGAGAACCAGUGACUCACCACGAGAACAUGACCCAUGUUACGUCACCACACACUGCUUUGGACGAGCUCGACCUGUUCAAAGUCAGGUUCGGGCUGUCGGUGUUCAAAAUCUGGAAGAGAGCGUUUCCAGAAGCAGCCAAAAUGAUGUACGAAAUGAAGGAAAUUAUAGCGCUUUGGAACGACCGCCAUCGGUUCGACGCCAUCAUCAUCAACAGCGCUGCUAACGAGAUGGCACUUCCGUUCCUAUUGAACGUGUCAGCUCCGUUCAUCACGCUGCAGCCAGCUGGCUUGGACCCAUUACAGCUGGCUUACCUAGGGAACCUGGUGUCUCCUGCGACGCUGCCGUCCAUAAUCCUGCCGUACGACAACAACAUGUCGCUGUGGGAGCGUCUGGUCAACACCAUCACUCUUGUCGUACUCAAGUAUUCCUUCCACCGCUCAGUGGGCACCCCGCUUAAGAAUGCUCUCAUGUCCAAGUUCCCUGACCUGCCAGACGCGCGGUCCGUCUACCCGACGCAGUCCCUCUCGCUAUUUAACAGUCACCCCCUCAUCGACGGUGCAGUGCCGCUGCUGCCGCUGCAGGUGGAGGUUGGCUGCAUGUCGUGUCGCCCUGCUAGGCCUAUAGAGCAUCAGCAGAUGAGGGCGUUUCUCUCGGCCAGCGACCCUCGUCCUGUGAUACUCUUCAGCCUCGGAUCCUUCCAGCAGCCAGGGAGCCNGUCUAUAGGCCUAGAGGCGACGCGGCUGUUCAUGAGCCACUGCGGGCGGCAGAGCAUCAACCAAGCAAUGUACCACGGCGUGCCCAUCCUCGGUCUGCCCAUCGCAUUUGACCAGCCCAGACACUGCAGGAAACUCGAGCGUAAACGCUACGCCGUUGUCAUGCAGUGGGAGGACAUUACUGUGCCUUUAUUGGUCCAGAAAAUUAGCUAUAUGCUCAGCAACAGCACAUACAGCGAGCGUGUGCUGAGGGUGUCACGCAGCCUCAAGGCAGAGAAGGAAACAGGCCUGGAGCGUGCUGUGCGUCACGUGGAGCACACAGUGGAGUAUGGCACAGACUUGCUCCAGUUCUCCGGACAACACCUCAGCUUGCUCCAAUAUCUCCUGAUUGACGUGCUCGCCGUUAUUGUCUCUGUUAUUGCUUUGAUCUUUUUUUUCUUGUAUGUCUUCAUUCGUUGCAUUUGGCGAACCGUUUGGGGUAAGCUUAAAAUGGACUGAACAAAAAAGGUCGAGCUCCAAAUACGCUGAAAAAAUGGUUCAUUAUUUUUGGGAAUAAAAUCUCAUUCAAUGGCAAUGUCUUUUUUUUCCGUACACAUGAAGGGAAAUAAUUUCCAAACUGUGGUACGUGAACAGUUCCUCCCUUAGACGAGAUAAUGUAUCAAAGAUUUGCAGCAGUUGCCACUCACUUUAGGGACGUUGUACUCAAAUGAAACGAUUACUCUAUGCACAAAUUAUCAACACAUCAUGUACAGCAAAUGCAACUAUAAUGCUGCCUGUUGAGGCUAAUUAGUGAUAUUAAUUGGCGGAACGCGGCGGUAUCUGGGAUACCCACGGCUAAUACCCCAUUUUUAAUGGUAUUUAAGUAAAGGAUAAAAUUUUAAC
This is a messenger RNA of Hyalella azteca, 1812 nucleotides long. RefSeq names its product UDP-glucosyltransferase 2. Gene Ontology annotation, molecular function: UDP-glycosyltransferase activity. The transcript is spliced from 7 exons. The record is from RefSeq and is a predicted model, not a curated record. The coding region runs from base 22 to 1428 and encodes 468 amino acids. NCBI's taxonomy places the organism in Eukaryota, Metazoa, Arthropoda, Malacostraca, Amphipoda, Hyalellidae.